CAAAAUCACGGCCAUGAUAGAAAGGCAGACUUCCUCCAAAGGCUCGCUCCUUUGCACCCUUCCCUCACUUGUAUUUCGCGACGAGGAUGGACGGCGCUGUUUAGAGUCGUGUCUGAAAACAGUCACCUCCUUCAUCGACGGUUCACAGCUCAUCGCCAGCUCCUCCACCACGUCUGGCUGACAACACUUACAUCACCCACCAUGGCCCCCAUCAUCGUGCCCGCCAACCAGCCCGCCGACAGGUUCUAUGCCGGCGGCACGCGCAUCUCGUCCUUCCGCGACGACCCCCCCUGCGCCUCGCAUCAGCCCGAGGACUGGGUAGCCUCCACCACAUGCUGUCACGGCUGCGCGAGCCUAGGCCUCAGCCGUCUUCCGGAUGGGACCUUGCUUGCGGACGCCGUGGCAGCGCAACCAGAGCGCUGGCUCGGCGCGGAGCAUGUUGCUCGCUACGGCGCCGACACGAAGCUCCUCGUGAAGCUCCUCGACGCGGGCCAGCGUCUGCCCGUCCAUGCCCACCCCCACGUGGCCUGGGCCGCGCGACAUCUCGGCCUCAAACACGGCAAGGCCGAGGCUUGGUACAUCCUGACGCCUGGCUGCGUAUGGCUGGCGCUUAAAGAGGCCGUCGAGGACAAGGCCUUGCUCGAGCUGGUCGAGGCAGGAAAGGGUACGCAGUUGCUCGACAAGAUGCACAAGAUCGAUGUCGUCCCGCACCAGACUCUGUACGUCCCACCGGGGACGCUGCACGCCAUUGGAGAGGGUGUCAUGGUCGUUGAGCUGCAGGAGCCCUCGGAUCUUUCCGUGCUAUGCGAGUGGGAAGGCUUCCAGAUCGACGGACUGCAGCACGGACACCUGGGGCUGGGGUUCGCGACCGCGCUCACGGCUGUGGACACGAAGGCGCGGACCAGGGACGAAGUGAUGCGGCUGGUCACCGACGGGGCGACGGGCGAGAGCGUGUGUGCGGAGGAGUCGAACGAGUACUUUGUCCUUGAGAGGCUACGUGUGGACGGCGAGCGGUUCGCCCACCGUGGCUUUGCCAUUAUGAUUGUGUUGGACGGAAGCGUGUCCCUGGCGACGCAAAAGUCGGAGGCUCUGGCGCUGAAGAAGGGAUCGACCGUUGUGAUCCCCCAUGACGACGGCGAGCUGAAGCUGCAAGGACGGGCCGACGUGCUCGUCGCGCGACCUCCAAAGAGUGAGAUCGCGCUGGCCUGCUUAUUCACGAUUACUUGAGCCAUCUAUUCGUCACUUAUUAAUUACAGCGACUGAAUUGGCCCAUGAGAGAAGAACUGGACAGCUAUCUAUGACCGAGCAGCGCAGCUGUUGAUGAUAGUCAAGACAUGUGUGUGAUCAUAGUUGACUCUCAUCUGAAUGCCCGGCGGGACGUGGUCAUUCAUCACGCAAACAAGAGGGAGCAUCCGAGCC
Purpureocillium takamizusanense is the source of this 1419-nucleotide messenger RNA. RefSeq lists its product as uncharacterized. The transcript has 2 exons. Bases 202 to 1227 code for a protein of 341 amino acids. The record is from RefSeq and is a predicted model, not a curated record. NCBI's taxonomy places the organism in Eukaryota, Fungi, Ascomycota, Sordariomycetes, Hypocreales, Ophiocordycipitaceae.